Molecule: messenger RNA, 1032 nt
Organism: Spinacia oleracea (spinach)
Lineage: Eukaryota; Viridiplantae; Streptophyta; Magnoliopsida; Caryophyllales; Amaranthaceae
Product: cysteine-rich repeat secretory protein 9-like
Exons: 2
Coding region: 22-897 (291 amino acids)
Source: RefSeq, a predicted model, not a curated record
AUAAUAUUACAAUUUACAAACAUGGUUACUCGUUUCCUCUCCAAAAUUCAAUUCCCUAUUUUUUUCAUCAUUUCAUCAAUACUUAGUGUUAACUCCCAACUCACUUAUAUAAACCACGGUUGUUUCGAACCUUUUACCCAUCUUAGCGGCUUUGAAGCCAACAUCGGAAACGCCAUAACUCAACUCACAUUCGAAGCAUCAACCUCUUACUAUAGCACCAACACUACCGGCGUUGGCGAAGACCAAGUUAACGCCUUCUUUUACUGUCGUUACGACGUCUCUCCUCAAACAUGCCAAAGUUGUGUAGCUAGUGCCGCCAUUAACAUUACUUCGUGCCUUUCGAGUGUAGAAGGCAUCGUAUAUUACGAAGAAUGUAUCUUACACUAUGCUAACCUUUCAUUCUCCACUAUUAUGGUGGAAUUGCCACGGUACGUUCAAGCUAGUCGUCAAACCGCAGACCUAGAAACAAAUUUUGGUCAGAUUUUGGGUAACACUUUUAUCGAUCUCAUUAGCAACGUUACCUCUGAAUUUCCCGUUUCCUCUCGUUACUUUGCCACCAUGACAGCCAAAUACAGGUCCUAUGAAACUAUUUACGCAUUUACUCAAUGCAAUCCGGAUAUUACCUCGAAUAAUUGCAGUACGUGCUUGCAAAAUGGAUUUAGUGCCAUCGCUACUAAUUAUACUGGCUCAGUUUAUGCACAAUUAUUUUCGCCAAUCUGUAGAUUGAGCUACGUAUUAUCUGGUGAGACACUAAGUCGUCCAUGGAGUUUUUCUCAAACUUUUCGUCGAAGUCCACCAACAUUUUCAGCAGGAAACCGAGGAAUACGAAAUUCGUUUAUUGGUGCGAUGAUAGCAAGUAUUUCAAGUAUGGCAAUGUGUUUGAAGCUUUUCCUGUAACUGUCAUAUUCAUAUACGUAUUUAUGUACUAUUAUGUGCUACCAUGUACCUUAUACAGUGACCUGUUUAUUUUGCAAGGUGUCUUUAAGUUGUAAAAAGUGUGUUUGGCUGCACAUGAAUAAAUAUUUGAACGUA